AAAAUUUCAAUCAAAAGCAGAUCUAGACCUAUAGCCUGGAGCGCUCUAGAUUGCAUUUCGAAUGUGAUUUCACUAGUGGCAAAAUGUGGCAAAAUGUCGAAACCCCCGCUGUGUAACCAAGUUCCGAACACUACUAGAACAGCUCAAUUGUAUCCCCUCUCACUGUGCCAGAUCUCAGUACCAUAGUAGGCUGAGUGCUACACAUCUUCUCGCGCUCUAACUGAAACAUUCGCCGGCCUUACAUAUAUAUCCGGUUACAGGUACUAUCAGCGAUGCUAGAUAGCACUCGAAAUAUUCUCACCUGAGAAUCAGAAAACGUCAGCAACUAAAUAUUCGCACCAUGACCCAAGUCGCGGAGGUAUACAGUUUUGUAAGCGCAAACAUGGCUUCCUUUAUGACUGGUCUUGGUAUAUCAUCUAUAAUUUUCUUAAUUUUGACCGCACAAGUCUGGAUCUAUUUCUGGAGACAUAAAAUUCGAUCUCAGGAAAACACUCAGACCAAAGCUCUCGUUAUCUUCAUCUGGUUAAUACAAGCUGCUCAAAUGGUAAUUAUUUCUCGGCUCUCGUGCAUUCAUACGAUGGAGUUCGAGGAUAGAUCUCGUUUCCUUGGCCAUUUGUUGACAGAAUGGGCGCUUUAUACCGUAAUAGGUUCCUUGACUACAUCCCUUGUGCAUGGCGUUUUCAUAUCCAGGGUUUUCAGACUUGAGAAGAGUCUCUAUGGCAGACGGAGAGUAUCAUUCGUUUUGAUUGCCUUUUGUGUCACGGAGCAAGUUUUUGGUCUUCUUAGCGCAAUCUGCAUCUUCCAACUACGUGAUGAUCCUAACUAUAAUGUCACGGUUAUUUGGUCAAUUUCGAUUUCGCUUGGUUGUUCGGCGAUCAAUGAUGUUCUUAUCGCUGCAACUUUGGCUUAUAUUCUCCACAAACACAGGACUACAUCGCCAAGAACGAACCAAAUGAUCACGAAACUCAUCAUAUUCUGCUCGCAAACGGGUUUGAUAACAACCGUGGCGGCAUCCAUCACUGUGGGACUUUUGGCCGUUUCGAGAUUAACCAUCUAUAUGAGUUUUCCUAUUGGAGGCUGUGAGAGUCUUGUUGUCAUCAACUCGGGUAUACGGAAUGUUCUGACGCCCUGGCUUGACAGUAUAUGCCACAUGUCUUCUCGCCAACUUCAUCGCUCGGGAAUCCUACCUGCAGCCACAAACAGUCCAUGA
This is a messenger RNA of Suillus subalutaceus, 1210 nucleotides long. RefSeq lists its product as uncharacterized. Bases 341 to 1210 code for a protein of 289 amino acids. NCBI's taxonomy places the organism in Eukaryota, Fungi, Basidiomycota, Agaricomycetes, Boletales, Suillaceae. The transcript is spliced from 17 exons. The record is from RefSeq and is a predicted model, not a curated record.